AUGCCACCCAGAGGCGUACCACUGUCAUUGGCCUUGGUUGGACUAGUGUCUGCUCUCCCAUUGAAGGACAGAGGACUGAUCAACGACGCUGCCGGCCAAACUUAUGACUAUAUUGUCGUCGGCUGUGGUGUUUCUGGCCUUGUGGUCUCAUCGAGAUUAAGCGAGAUUGAAGAUGUGACUGUGCUGUGUCUCGAAGCAGGAGCGCUGGAUAACUACGAAGCUGAAAUUCAGAUCCCUUAUUAUAUUGGGCUUCAGCCGGAUGGUUUCUACGAAUGGGGCAUCUACACUACCCCACAGGACCAAUUGGAUGGAGUGAGCCGUCAUAUCCCCAUGGGUAAAGGUGUCGGUGGAGGUUCCUUGAUCAAUGGAAUGGUCUGGAACCGUGGCAAUCAACAGAACUUUAAUGCUUGGAACGAGAUCGGCAACACCGGUUGGGGUUGGGAAGCUCUCCUACCCUACUUUGAGAAGUCUGAGACAUAUACUCCUAAGGAUUAUGAAGGCGCGGAGGUACAGCCAGUCCUCCAGAAUUCUGCAGUUCAUGGCAGGAACGGGCCUGUUCAAGUUUCAUACCCCAAUUACUACUGGCCACAGACCGACAACUGGUUCCAAGCAUUACAGGAAUUAGGCAUUCCCACCUCGGCCGAACCAAAUGCGGGUCUCUCUGCUGGCGGUUACUUCUUGCCCUUGGAUAUUGAUCCUAACAACCAAACCCGCUCUGAUGCCCGACGUGCUUAUUACGACCCCAAUAUCCAGCGCGGGAACUUCAAUGUCCAGCCAAACUCACAAGUCACCAGGAUUAUUUUUGAACAGGGUGAUUCACUAACAGCCACUGGAGUUGAAUUUGCCGCUGGACCCUCUUCACCACGACAGACAGCCUUCGCCAGCAGGGAGGUUAUUCUCUCGGCGGGUGCUAUCCAUAGCCCUCAGAUUCUCGAACUAUCCGGUAUCGGUCAAAGCUCUGUCUUGGAAGACCUAGGAAUUGACGUUCUUCAGAACCUACCUGGUGUUGGCAAUAACCUGCAGGAUCACGGCAUGAUUCAUCUAGACUAUGCCUACAACAACCCCGACGUCUUAGGCAUUAACGAUUUUGCCACCAACUCUCAAUUCAACGAUGAAUCGGCCGCUGAAUACUACGGCAGUAAGACUGGCCCAUGGACAGCUAAGCCCAGCUGUGCUGUUGCAUUUCCCUCUUUACAACAGACUGCGGCGGACCCGGCUGGUAUGCUCUCUGCUGCGCGCUCUGCUCCAUUCAAUCUACCUGACACAUAUGCGAACGAGCCAACACUUCAGCGUGGGUACGAGCGGCAACUCGACAGCGUACUGAGCGAGCUAGCAUCGGAGGACAUCCCGGCAUUCGAAAACUUGAACAACAACGCUGGAGGGCUCGAUCUCGCAGUGAUGCGACCUCUAUCUCGCGGCACCACACACAUCACAUCGACGGAUCCGUUCACCCCGCCGAACGUCGACCCGCGGUGGCUGGUGCACCAAUUCGACUACGAUGUAAUGAUCCUGGCUAUGCAGGUGAACCAGAAGAUCCUGAACACCGACGCAAUCGCGGAGCUGCAGCCCUCCUAUGCCCAGAUCCCCCGUGACGCCAACACCGACCAGCUGGGCAGCAUUCUACGUGCCGGCAUCGGCACCGAGUACCACUACUCGAGCACUACGGCCAUGCUACCAAUCGAGUUGGGCGGCGUUGUCAGUGACCAACUGAGGGUCUACGGUACCAGCAACGUUAGAGUCGUUGAUACUGGCAUUUACCCCAUGGUCCCCGGUGCGCAUUUGCAGGCGGUCGCGUAUGGUGUCGCGGAGAGGGCGGCCGAUAUGAUUAAGGCGGAUCAGUAG
This is a messenger RNA of Exophiala aquamarina CBS 119918, 1842 nucleotides long. RefSeq lists its product as uncharacterized. Bases 1 to 1842 code for a protein of 613 amino acids. The record is from RefSeq and is a predicted model, not a curated record. Gene Ontology annotation, molecular function: flavin adenine dinucleotide binding; oxidoreductase activity, acting on CH-OH group of donors. NCBI's taxonomy places the organism in Eukaryota, Fungi, Ascomycota, Eurotiomycetes, Chaetothyriales, Herpotrichiellaceae. Gene Ontology annotation, biological process: secondary metabolite biosynthetic process. The transcript has 3 exons.